AUGGAUGUUGUGUAUGAUGAUUCGGAUCUCCAGUACAAGGUAAACACUCAAGGUUCUGUCUUUGGUGUCGCCACGCAGUGUCUAGCAGAGUGGCGCAGCAAUUUCGGUUCAACAGGACUUGCUAUAAUGAUCGAUUUCUAUGCCCGGAACAAGGACACUGACACGAAAGAGCUUGGCCAAGCGCUUAUGGAAGAUUUCGCUUUUCUUUUUGAGGACAUGGACAACAUCGACACAAUGCAAGUGUUCCGGUCCCCAUUCAUGUUACAACUCUUCACUACUGCUCACCUUCAUAGCAUCAUUGGGCAUGCUGAAGUCACUGCACUCAAAACAGAUGUAUUGGCUUCCAUUGGCGUGGCUAGCGUUCUCAGCAUUUGUGCAGCUUCACUUGAGUGCGCCAUCAAGUGCCUCAGUGACGGUGCCAUCGACAUUGAUUCAGAUGCUCUCGAUAUGCGUCCUGCACAAAGGAAGCGCAAGCUCCGGACGCCGAGGACCUUCAAUAAGGCCACCGGCAAUCACAGUACUACCGAGCAUGCAUUCUCUAUCAAUAACUGGGGGUCAGUGACAACCUCCUACGUGAUUGGCGUCAAGAAAAAGGGAGAAAGCUUUCUGAGGGAGACAACAUCGAUGGCCUGGAAACUGCUCAAGAAAUCAGGCAACGCUGCCCUUCGGAAGUACAUUAGUCUCAAUGAUGAGGAUGAGGAGGAGAACAUUGACCAGCACUGCAUGUUGUGGUAA
Molecule: messenger RNA, 735 nt
Organism: Suillus discolor
Lineage: Eukaryota; Fungi; Basidiomycota; Agaricomycetes; Boletales; Suillaceae
Exons: 3
Coding region: 1-735 (244 amino acids)
Source: RefSeq, a predicted model, not a curated record